AUGGCAACGAUGACGAUGCAGCUGGGAGGGCUGAUGAUGGCAGCUGUGGGCUGGUUGGGCUCCAUCCUCACCUGUGCCCUGCCCAUGUGGAAGGUGACAGCCUUCAUCGGCUCCAACAUCGUGGUGGCCCAGGUCUUCUGGGAAGGGCUGUGGAUGAACUGUGUGUACGAGAGCACUGGGCAGAUGCAGUGCAAGGGUUAUGACUCCCUGCUGGAGCUCACCUCUGACCUACAAGCUGCUCGUGCCUUGGUGGUCACCUCCAUCUUUGUGGCCUUCCUCGCCUUCCUCAUCUCCCUCUCGGGUGCAGACUGCACUCGCUGUGUGGAUGACAGCAACGCCAAGAACAGGAUCUCCGUGGUGGCAGGUGUCAUUUUCAUCCUGUCCAGCAUCAUGCUGCUCAUCCCUGUGUCCUGGUCUGCUAACAGCAUUGUCAGCAACUUCUACAACCCUAUGGUACCUCAAGCCCUCAAGAGAGAGCUGGGGGCUGCUCUCUACAUUGGUUGGGCCUCCAGUGCCCUCCAGCUCUUUGGUGGAAGCAUCCUGUGCUGCUCAGGCCCCCAGUCCCAGCAGGAUUCCUACCCCAGAAAGUACAGAGGGGUGAAAACCUGUGGCCCCAUGGGUUAUGCCAUGAAGGACUAUGUAUAA
Messenger RNA from Acanthisitta chloris (rifleman), 645 nucleotides. Its product is annotated as claudin-3-like. Lineage: Eukaryota; Metazoa; Chordata; Aves; Passeriformes; Acanthisittidae. Gene Ontology annotation, cellular component: bicellular tight junction; plasma membrane. The transcript has a single exon. Gene Ontology annotation, biological process: bicellular tight junction assembly; cell adhesion. Gene Ontology annotation, molecular function: structural molecule activity. The coding region runs from base 1 to 645 and encodes 214 amino acids. The record is from RefSeq and is a predicted model, not a curated record.